UCGCCAUUGGUUACCGUUGUGUCAACAAAAAAAAGUUUUUCUCACAAAUGGCGGCCUCAUACAAAUACGAAUUCGCGAUGUUUGUUUGAGUUAAAUUUAAUUAUUUUAAGUGCUUUUCUAUUGUGAAUUUAAUUAUAAGUGAUGGGUAUGUGUUUUGGUCGGUUCAGACGGCGACGUAUACGUCGUCAUAUAGUUUUAAUUCUGAUCGGUUUGGACAACGCGGGCAAGACGAAAACAGUAAACAAUUUAGCCGGAGAAAACGAUGAUAAAGUUUUACCUACUGUUGGUUUUAAGGCUGUAAACCUUAUACAUAAGGAUACACCUGUGACGAUAUACGAUUUGGGCGGAGGGCCCCACUUUCGGCAGAUUUGGCCCCAAUAUUACAGCGAAGUUCACGGUGUGAUUUUCGUCAUCGAUUCUAGUGAUUAUACACGCUUGGAGGAGUGUAAAACUGUAUUAGAGGAGGUAUUAUCGCACGAUAAAAUAUCAGGCAAGCCAGUCUUAGUGUUAGCUAACAAGCAAGACAAGAACGGAGCUCUGGACGACCUAGAUGUAGUGGAAAAACUGAAUAUAGAACCAAUGGUUAAUAGAUACAGGUGUCCUACAUUAGUCGAACCCUACAGUGCAUCCACUGAUACCAAGUCGAAAAAGAUAAAAAUUGAUCCCGGACUCCGAAAAGGCUAUGAAUGGCUACUCAACUACAUCAUACGGAGAUACGGUGAUAUAAACUUAAGAGUCCAAACCGAUAUAUACAGUGAAUUGGAAAGAAGAAAGAGGCUUAUGAGACCGCCAGGAAAGUUAACACCGCCAGUAGAAAUUGAAAACGAUAUAUCCACCCAAACGGGUUUCGAGAACCCGAAUUUUGAGAAGUAUGACAACACAGUGAUAAUAGUCAAACCAGUUAAGCCGACUAGUAAUAACAGUACAAUCACUAUAGAGAGUUCCGAAGAAGCCAUCAAGCCGAAGCUGUCACCGUUGUUUGGGAGAGCGAGUAACAGUACCACGGAGACGGUGAAAAUUGAGCUGGAGCCGAGGAAUGAGUUCAGGAAACUAUCCCCGAUUGUCCGUAAAGGGGUCAAUCAUAUUGACUUCAAGCACCGUCCACAGUCGAGUCCAACUUUUAAUAGAAAUAAUAUAUCCAAACCGAGUAAAUCAUCAACGACUGGCAGCGUCAUGGACACCAGUCUCACAGAUAGGAACGUCUCAAUGGGUGAUCGGAAUCGAACCUGGGACCCCUCGUAUCUGCACAAGCCGGAGUCCGAUCAUAAGUUGGAGCGAGUAUCCACAACCAAGAGCGCCUCAUCUGACACAUGGCGCUCCGCCCCCCGGCCGGCCUCCGCCUCUGACACGGUGAGGAGACAGCUGCAAGCGGGCCAUAAGAGGAGACUUAGUUUGAGAUACACGCAACGCCACAAGACAAGUCCGGAGAACUCUCUGUUCCUAUACGAGCCGGGCAAGACGUACGGUAAAGGUGACUGUACGCAGGCAAGUGUCAAUUAGCUAUCUCUGUCUGUUUGUACGGGAUAGAGGAGGAUAGAAGAUGCGAGGUUAGAGUUUUUUUUAUAUAAAUUUUGAUAAUUGUUCAAGCAAAAUUUGGUAUAGUUCACAUAAUGAUUAUAAAGAAAGUGUAAAUUAGCUAUCUCUGUCUGUUUGUACGGGAUAGAGGAGGAUAGAAGAUGCGAGGUUAGAAUUUUUUUAUAAAUUUUGAAAAUUGUUCAAGCAAAAUUUGGCAUAGUUCACAUAAUGAUUAUAAAGAAAGUGUGAAUUAGCUAUCUCUGUCUGUUUGUACAAGAUAGAGGAGGAUAGAAGAUGCGAGAUUAGAUUUUUUUUUAUAAAUUUUGAAAAUUAUUCAAGCAAAGUACAGU
Aricia agestis (brown argus) is the source of this 1865-nucleotide messenger RNA. Its product is annotated as ADP-ribosylation factor-like protein 13B. The transcript is spliced from 6 exons. Gene Ontology annotation, molecular function: GTP binding; GTPase activity. Lineage: Eukaryota; Metazoa; Arthropoda; Insecta; Lepidoptera; Lycaenidae. The record is from RefSeq and is a predicted model, not a curated record. Gene Ontology annotation, cellular component: non-motile cilium; ciliary membrane. Gene Ontology annotation, biological process: non-motile cilium assembly; receptor localization to non-motile cilium. Bases 142 to 1500 code for a protein of 452 amino acids.